CUCGAAGUAAUUACUUGGGAGUAGCAAUGUAAGACGCAACGAUUGACGCUAAACCUUAGAUGGGAAUCCAGGCACACAAAGAGGCACAGUUUGGGUUAGAAGGACGCGCAUUGACGAAUCAGAUGCGGGGUUUUCGUUCUUCAUGGGAAGGAGUUGCCGUACACAGCCACACUUUCCCAUACAAUUACCACGCACGGACCCCAAGUACACGCGCCUCGUCUGCCUCAUCUCGUCCUCUGUGCCUCUUUCCUCUCCAACUGCACAGUCCUGCGCUCCUUCCUCUCACUGCAUCUGCCCACUUUCCCGUCCCUCCAGCCCCAAAACCCCAACCUUAACCCAUCUCGUCUCGUCCCAUCCUCUCUCGCUCUCUCUCUCUUCGUCCCAAUUCACUCUCACUACUCUCUUACACUUCUGUCACUCACAUAUUAACUCUCUUUCUCGCUCGCUUCCUCUCGUUCUCGCAUCCUUCGUUCCGUCAUACAUUAACCUGCCGCAAUCCGGCUUAAUUACUGCCCUCCUCCCUCCUUCUCACCCUCUUCCUCCUCCUCCUCCUCCUCCUCCACCGUCCUCUCCUUCUUCUCGUCUUCUUCUUUUUCCCUCAUUCUCGUCCCCUACUGAGCACCACCCCAGCCCGGUCUCAUAAUAUACUCGAUAAUGUCGGGCUGUGCUUUGUUUGUGCUCAUCUGACAUUUGACUCACUACUGAGAGUUGUUUCGUCCCUGUCGCUCGUCCUAUCAUUCGUCUCUUCCACUCACGCCUUCGCUCCUCUCGUCUUGCCGUGUUCCCAACGCCCAGCUGGGCACCUCCUUAAACUCAGCCUUAAGGCCUCCCCACCCACACCCCCAACGACCUGCGACGCCCACCAUCGCUUGGACCCAUCUUUCGUUUACUGGCCUUUGACAUCCUCCAAAACGCGUUCACUUC
This is a messenger RNA of Aaosphaeria arxii CBS 175.79, 924 nucleotides long. RefSeq lists its product as uncharacterized. Lineage: Eukaryota; Fungi; Ascomycota; Dothideomycetes; Pleosporales. The transcript has a single exon. The coding region runs from base 143 to 643 and encodes 166 amino acids. The record is from RefSeq and is a predicted model, not a curated record.